GCUGGCUUGACACUUCCCACCUCACCUCAAUUGCAUUACCCGGCCUUCCCUUAUCUGUCAGCAUGGGUAAAUCUUCCAAGGAUAAGCGCGAUGCUUACUACCGCCUGGCCAAGGAGCAGAAUUGGCGCGCCCGCUCCGCCUUCAAGUUGAUCCAGAUCGACGAGCAGUUCGACCUAUUCGAGCACGAGAACCCGGAGAAAGUGACCCGCGUCGUCGAUCUGUGCGCCGCCCCCGGCAGUUGGAGUCAAGUGUUGAGUCGGGUGUUGAUCAAGGGUGAGAGCUUCGGGCGCCGCGCUUGGGUCGAGAAGAAGCGCCGGGAGAAGGAAGCCCUGGAGCGGAUUCAGAACGAUAGCAGCAGCGAGUCGCAAGCCGCGAAUGACGAUGGAACGACAACAAAUGAAGAAUUGAAGCCGCGCAAAAACGUCAAGAUUGUCUCUAUCGAUCUGCAGCCGAUGGCUCCCUUGGAGGGCAUCACGACCCUCAAAGCCGACAUCACUCACCCCUCCACCAUCCCUCUCCUCCUCCGGGCCCUGGACCCCGAAGCCUACGAAUCCACAACCACCGACUCUUCGAACACAACCUCCUCUUCUACGUCUCCCACCCCGACCGCUCUCCGACCCCCUCAUCCCGUCGACCUAGUCAUCUCCGACGGCGCUCCCGACGUGACCGGCCUCCACGACCUGGACAUCUACAUCCAAUCACAACUCCUAUACUCCGCUCUCAACCUCGCCCUCGGCGUCCUCCGCCCCGGCGGCAAAUUUGUCGCCAAGAUCUUUCGCGGCCGGGACGUCGAUCUCCUCUACGCCCAGCUCCGCACCGUGUUCGAGAAGGUCAGCGUGGCCAAGCCACGGAGUAGUCGCGCGAGCAGUUUGGAAGCCUUUGUGGUUUGCGAGGGCUUCAUCCCCCCGUCCAUCCACGACGGACUAAAGGGUAUGGAGGCGCUCAAGAACCCCGUCUUCGGCGGUGUAGCGGUUACGGCUCCUACGGCUGCCGGUAACGUAGCCGUCGAGGUUUCGGACGAGACACCAGGUGUACACGCGACAUCAGUGCAGGUGAACCAUCCGGCCCCUGCCAACACCACGCUCAAUGACACCGCGCGGCUGCUCCACCCCGAGUCAUUGGCCUCUGCUGUUCCGGAACCGUUGGCUUAUAAACCCCUUUCUGAGAAGUUCGCCGUCGAGAACCGCUGGAUCCCUCGGUUUAUCGCCUGCGGUGAUCUCUCCGCGUGGGACUCGGAUGCCUCGUACGCUUUGCCUCCGGAUCAUGUCAGCCUCGAUCCGGUGCAGCCGCCUACGGCGCCUCCGUAUCGGCGGGCUUUGGAGUUAAGGAAGGAGAAGGGUGGAGCUUAUGGAAAGACAAAACUGGGAGCUAUGGGUCGGGCAUGA
Aspergillus homomorphus CBS 101889 is the source of this 1385-nucleotide messenger RNA. Its product is annotated as tRNA methyltransferase TRM7. The transcript has a single exon. The record is from RefSeq and is a predicted model, not a curated record. Gene Ontology annotation, molecular function: tRNA methyltransferase activity. Lineage: Eukaryota; Fungi; Ascomycota; Eurotiomycetes; Eurotiales; Aspergillaceae. Gene Ontology annotation, biological process: tRNA methylation; cytoplasmic translation. The coding region runs from base 63 to 1385 and encodes 440 amino acids. Gene Ontology annotation, cellular component: cytoplasm.